Messenger RNA from Carassius auratus (goldfish), 1800 nucleotides. Its product is annotated as cyclin-dependent kinase 6-like. The record is from RefSeq and is a predicted model, not a curated record. Gene Ontology annotation, molecular function: cyclin binding; cyclin-dependent protein serine/threonine kinase activity; ATP binding. Lineage: Eukaryota; Metazoa; Chordata; Actinopteri; Cypriniformes; Cyprinidae. The transcript has 8 exons. Gene Ontology annotation, cellular component: cyclin-dependent protein kinase holoenzyme complex; cytoplasm; nucleus. Bases 204 to 1121 code for a protein of 305 amino acids. Gene Ontology annotation, biological process: signal transduction; regulation of G2/M transition of mitotic cell cycle; regulation of gene expression.
AGCUGUUCAUUGGUUGGUUUUGCAGAUACAGAUCUCACACCCCUGCAUGUUUUGCGAGGUUUUAUUAAAAUCAUGGCUAACAACGCGUAUUGAUCUAUGUCAUUGGUAUGAAUUAGUAGACCAUAAUUUUCAUACUCAAGGUUUUGGAUUACAGUGACAGAAAAAUAACACCUACUGACAGAUUGCUCUGAUCUGAUCUAAACAUGGAUGACAGCUGUCGGGAGAGCUCAGAUUAUGAAAUCUUGGCAGAAAUCGGCCAGGGCGCCUACGGGAAAGUGUACAAAGCCCGAGAGAGGCGCGGGCAGCAGCGCUUCAUAGCGGUGAAGAGACUCAACAUCCCCGAGGAGCCGGAGUCUGGCAUCCCUCAGUUCGUGAUUCGAGAAGUGGCUCUUCUGCGCAAAAUAGAGCACUUCAACCACCCCAACAUAGUCAAGCUGCUGAAUGUAUCAACUGGAUGGCAAAACCAGAAGCUUGACCUGACGCUGGUGUUUGAGUAUAUUGAUCAGGAUCUGACUGCAUUUCUCAGCAGAGCAUCAGAAAAAGGCCUGGCCAGAGACAAAAUAAAGGAUGUGAUGCGUCAGCUGCUCAGCGGACUUGACUUCCUCCACACUAACACCGUCAUUCACCGGGAUCUAAAGCCAGACAAUGUGCUCGUGAGCUGUCGAGGGGAGGUCAAGAUUGCAGACUUCGGUUUAGCCAGGAUAUACACAUACCAUAUCGCCCUCACCCCAUGUGUUGUGACUUUGUGGUACAGGGCUCCAGAGGUCCUACUGCAGUCCAGUUACAUGUCUUCUGUGGAUAUGUGGAGUGCAGGGUGCAUCUUUGCAGAGCUCUUUCUAUUAAGGCCUUUGUUUCGUGGAUUCACAGAGAUCCAGCAGCUGCAAAAGAUCUUCGAGAUAAUUGGAUUGCCGGGUGAGGAGGACUGGCCCAUAGAAAGCCCUGUCUGCUACAGCCCUGCCUGGGCUGAGAAAAAGCCUACAAAACAACUACUGCCCAGUCUCACCCAUGAGGAGAAUGACCUGCUGUCUCAAUUUUUGGCUUUCAGUCCAGCUCAUCGCAUCUCUGCCUGUAGAGCUUUGGCCCACCCUUUCCUGGCAGACUGCAACAGUGAAGACGAAUGACAGAUGAGUGAAGAGGGCGGGGUCAUGUGACUAGACAGGCUCCUCCCACUCAAUCAGGGUUGCACCAAGAAUUAUUCUGUCAGAUUGUUUUAAUUUUUUAUAAUGGAGUAAAGUGCAACACCUUAACCUGUAACUCACAAUUUUUUUUCAAACAUUUUUGGUGGAAAUGACUUGUACUGCUAAAAAGAAACAAAUUCCCUAAAAAUAUCCAGCUGUUUUUGGAGCUCUCCCUCCUUUCUAUACUGUACCAUCACCUUGUUCAUGUGUUUACAACGGUGAAGAUUGAGAAUUUGUCUUUCUCACAUGCGACAACUCUCUAAUAAUGACAUUUUUGUUUAUGUUGUAGCACAAUUGGUUGUCUAACAGGUAAGUUUAAUGUUUCCAGUUAUUUUCAGCGUGCUGCCUUUUGAAAGUUGACUUUUAGUGAUGCUUUUGUGUUUGUUUUGACAUUAAUUUAAAGUGUUUGCUUGUUUUUAAUCACAUAUGCAGUGUUUUAAGUUCUGAGCAAAUUGUUUGAAGUUUUUAUGUUUCUGUUCCUGAUGAAUUUGCUGUGGUAAACACAAACUAGAGCCAACAGUGCCUGUUUGUUAUUAAAUGCUGUGAGAUUGAUAUUUAAACAUAGUUAUGACAUUAUGACCUUUCAAAUGUAUACAAUAAAUUAAAUUUGUAAUUUAAUGCA